Molecule: messenger RNA, 1260 nt
Organism: Oikopleura dioica
Lineage: Eukaryota; Metazoa; Chordata; Appendicularia; Copelata; Oikopleuridae
Source: the annotation of a GenBank genome assembly
AUGAUAAAAUAUUAUAUUCCACCAAAAACCUUCAAAUGCAUUUUAACUGCCCAUUUAUUUUUAAAUAAAAUUGAUAACGCACAACAAAACAAUCCCCCUCUUGUUGGCAACAACGAAGAAAAGUGUCGAAUCAUCAUUAAUUCUAGAUUGAAAUCAACAUGCUCGUACGAUUACUAUGUCUGCCACAUGAUGUCUUACGACGGUGGAUACGGUAGUUUUGGUGGAGGAGCAGCACCAGCGGGAGAGGCCGACUACUCCGGUGGGGCUACCUCUUACGGUGCUGGAGCUGGAGGUGCUUCUGCACAAGACGCUGGUGGAUACGGCGCUCCAGCAGCUUCAGGUGGAGGUUACAACACAGGUGGAGCUCAGGGCGGCUACGGAGGAGGAUAUGGCGGCGGCCAAGGUGGAAACGCACCGCAGGCAGCUAUUCAAAUCAAGUCCAAUCCAAAGGAUGGUCAACUCAUCAACUCUCCCGAUUCACCAAAUAACCAAAAGAUGUUUAUCGGUGGUGUCUCUAAACAGACAACUACUGCUUCUCUUCGAGCUCAUUUUGAGCAGUUUGGCGCAGUAAAGGACGUCGAAAUCAAAGUUGAUCCCAGUACUGGCCUUUCUCGAGGUUUUGGUUUCGUUCUAUUCGAACUCCCAGAAUCUGUGAACGCUGUGGUCGCGGCUGGCCAACAAUUCCUCGAUGGCAAACGAAUCGAUCCCAAGCCAGCUGAGAAGCGAAACUGCAAGGUCUUCAUUGGUGGUAUUAACCCAGCUACCGCUAGCGAGACCGUGCAGGAACUGAUGGAGACUUUCGGAGAAGUCGAAAAUUUCGAAAGACGCACUGAUCGCAACCGAGGCACCCUUCAGCCAUUCGCUUUUUGCACCUUCAAAGAUGAUGCCGUCGCAUCAAGCUUGGCCAAAACCCGUUGGGUUGAGAUCGAAGGAAAACGAUGCGAAGUAAAACUCUCCAUCGAAAACAAACAGAAGCUCUUCAACCAGGGUUAUGGUGGAAAUAGAGGCGGCUACGGCGGUGGAGGUUACGGUCAACAAGGCUAUGGGGGAUACGGUGGCUUCGGAGGCGGUGGCUACGGCCAACAAGGAAACGGAGGAUUUGGCGGCUACGGUGGCUAUGGAGGUCCUGGCUUUGGAGGACAGCAGGGAGGAUUCGGCGGUCCCGGUGGUUUCAGAGGCGCUCCAGGUGGCCGAGGAGGUGGACCUAUGCGUGGUGGUCGAGGGGGUGGCCGCGGAGCCGGCAGACCUUCCCCGUACUAA